AUGACCCUCGACGUUUCUCCUGGGAUCACCCAGUUCACCAAGGACAACGGCUGCGCGCUUUUCGGUUUUGAAGGCUGCUCGUACUGCACCCAAGCCAAGGACCUCUUCAAGUCCAAAGGCGCUCACGUUGGCUACUGUGACAUUCAAGAUUCCUCGACGACGCCGACGGACCAAGAGAUCUUUCGCGCCCUCGAGCGCCGCACGAAUCUAAACACGUUCGUCGGCGGCAUGAGCGCGUUGAAACAGCUACAGAGCAGCGGUCGUCUGGACGCGGCGCUGGCGGAGGCCGGUUGCACCAACCAGCCCACGACCAAGCCCACGACCAAGCCCACGACCAAGCCCACGACCAAGCCCACGACCAAGCCUACGACCAAGCCUACGACCAAGCCCACGGCCACGCCCACGACCAAGCCCACGGUCAAGCUCACGCGCAAGCCGUCGCCCAAGCCCACGACCCAACCCGGAGCGCAGCGCAACGGAACUUUGUCGGAUGCGUAG
Messenger RNA from Saprolegnia parasitica CBS 223.65, 498 nucleotides. RefSeq lists its product as hypothetical. NCBI's taxonomy places the organism in Eukaryota, Oomycota, Saprolegniomycetes, Saprolegniales, Saprolegniaceae. The record is from RefSeq and is a predicted model, not a curated record. The transcript is spliced from 2 exons. Bases 1 to 498 code for a protein of 165 amino acids.